GUAUACUGACUUUGUCCAGGUGGGAUUUCUGAACUUUUCUUCACUAGAAUUUUUCUUUAUUUCUUAUUUAUUUUGUAUUUUAAGCAGUGAUAUUUAAUUCUCGUUUUCUCUAAGCCUUGAAUUCGAUUUAAUUUUUGGUCAAGUGUAGAAAAAACGGUCGCAGGUGUGACGCCAUGUGCGUUUUACAUGCAAACGAAAUUGGUUUUGUUUUCUUUUGGCGUCAUCGGUAACAGUUAGUUAGUCAAUACCGUCAACUUUUUUCAUAUAAAUUGUGACACAUCUAGUAUAAUUUGAAAGCUAUCGACCGAAACAAAAGUUUUCCUAAAGCUCAAGGUACAAGCCAAAAUUAAAUAUAAGCUUACAAAAGCUUAGUACGGCGAAAAUGCAAGAUGAUGGGGAAGAGCUAUGCGUUUCUGGUUUGGGUGGUUUGCGUCCUUCGUCAGCUUCAACAACUGAAGAAUCACUCGAAACAACGACGCUUCAAGAUGAAAGAGCGCCUUUGAAAAGGAAGUCCGAUGAAGACCUAGGGAGCGACCAAAAACGUCGGCUAGUAACAGAGGAAACUGAAAGCAGUGACAAAGCUAUUUGGACGCAGAAUGAUGAGAUGCAAAACACAGAGUCGCAUGGAGAAAACGGCAGUGAAGGAAACGAACUUGGCGAGCCUUCGGAACCAGAGCGUCGAGUUAUUAUAAUGAAGGGUAAUCUGCCAAAGCUGGCUUUACCAGAUGGCUGGAUAGCGCUAAAUCACCGGAGUGGUGGAAUCAUCUACCUCCAUAAACCAACAAGGGUCUGUACUUGGUCCCGUCCCUAUCACAUUGGAGGUGGAAGUGUUAGGAAACAUGAUGUACCACUGGCUGCCAUUCCUUGUCUUCACCAGAAGAGAGCAUUAUCCAUGGAAAAAGAGAAAACUAGCAGUGCAAUUUUAGAGGAUACCAACUUGCGUUCCAAUCUUGUAAACCAGGGAGGUUCAAUUUUGAAUACACUGAAUACUAUGAGUGAGGAAAAUACUGCAAAAACAAUUCCAAAUGAGAGUUCCAUUACAGAAAACGUCUCUGUUGGAGAGGGACAUAAGAGAAGUGGACUGGAUGUAAUAAUGAGCGUAACUGAUACAGACAACGUGACAGAGAGAAAUGGCGUGACAGAGAGGAAUGGCGUGACAGAGAAGACUGAUAUGACAGCUAGGGAUGAGGAAAUAGUGCAAAAUGGUCUGAUGGAUCUCGUGACAGCAAGUGGUGAUAUUACCGACAGAUGUGAUGUGACUGACCAAAGUAGCAUAACACAACACCCACAAGUUGUAGAGAAUUAUAACUUUUCUGAAAGUAGCGAAAGUUCUGAUGAAAGGGCUGCUUCAAAACAAAAGUCUGGUGUUAACGGCAGUAGCAGUACUACAUUAGAGUUAGUAGAUGCUGGAGAUCUAGGCAUGUACUUGUCAAGUAUUUGGGAAUUUCAAUCUCUUACCUCAGACCAAGAACGAUAUGCUGUGAUUGCCCAGCCACAAGUUGUUGAUGAUCUUGAGCUGCCACCAUCAUUAGAAUGCCAGCCACACCCCGUAAAAUGUUCAGAAGACAAGAGGCAGACAGGCAAAGAUUGUCUGCUGAAUGCUGGCGGAAAAACCCCGGUAGCAAUUUUACAUGAGUACUGUCAGCGUGUGUUGAAGACAAAACCAGCUUACCUGUCCAGCGAAUGUGAGAAUGCGGACACACCAUUUAUGGCAGAGGUCCAGAUAGGUGAAAUCAAAUAUGGAUCAGGAAUCGGCUCCAGUAAGAAACUCGCUCGACAAAUUGCUGCUGAAUCCGCGCUGGAAGUGUUGUUACCUGGGGUUUACACCAAAAUACGGGAUUAUCAGAUUUCAGAAGCCGAGCUAGAGUUUUUUGACAAAGUAGACAUCUUGGACCAUAGGCUUCCUGAUUUUUGUUCAAAGACAACCCUGCCAAAUCCCUCGCAGAUCCUUGAGGAGUGUCUAAAGAGAAAUCAAGGCAUCUGUUCGUCUCCGAUCCAGUUCAAGACCGUAUGCGGACAGGACAGAAGUCUGUCAUUUCAAAUCACAUGCGGCAAACACUCCGCUACGGGUCCUUGUAAAAACAAGCGACUUGGCAAGCAGCUGGCUUCACAACAGAUCUUAAAGAAACUCCAUCCUCAUCUUGAAAAGUGGGGAGCACUGAUGCGAAUCUAUUGUGACAGACCUUCAGGCUCUAUUAAAAAGUACAAGCAAGUUGACAGUACAUCUCACAGCGAGCGAGAAGAUGGGUCUGAUAUGAACCAGGAUAUCGACUUGUUGGAGCGUCUCAAAAUCGAAAUGAGAAAACUUCAUUCUGAGGUUAAGAAUACCAAAACUAUGAAAACCAGAAACCACUCGGCAGAGCCAGUCUUUACUGUGGACAUGUAAACUUAAUUGAAUGUCACAUAGCCAUUGUCAACGAUUACUGUGAUCACAAACAAAGUUUGUGACAAAGCUAUGAAAUAGCUGCUGUCAUAAAUAUAAAAUUAGUUUUCUCAAAAACGCAAUUGUCGUACCAUAACAUUUAUAAUAGCAAAGCUACUUGUACGGAAUACUAUCAGUAAAAUUUUUAAAUAUAAUUUUAUAAUAAUAAACAAAUGCAAGACCAGUAA
Orbicella faveolata is the source of this 2610-nucleotide messenger RNA. RefSeq names its product microprocessor complex subunit DGCR8-like. The record is from RefSeq and is a predicted model, not a curated record. Gene Ontology annotation, cellular component: microprocessor complex. Lineage: Eukaryota; Metazoa; Cnidaria; Anthozoa; Scleractinia; Merulinidae. Gene Ontology annotation, biological process: primary miRNA processing. Gene Ontology annotation, molecular function: heme binding; identical protein binding; double-stranded RNA binding.